Brassica napus (rape) is the source of this 1517-nucleotide messenger RNA. RefSeq names its product PHD finger protein 3-like. NCBI's taxonomy places the organism in Eukaryota, Viridiplantae, Streptophyta, Magnoliopsida, Brassicales, Brassicaceae. The coding region runs from base 595 to 1371 and encodes 258 amino acids. The transcript has a single exon. Gene Ontology annotation, cellular component: nucleus. The record is from RefSeq and is a predicted model, not a curated record. Gene Ontology annotation, biological process: DNA-templated transcription.
AACUUCCACGCGGUUCUCUUGUGGCUUCUUCUCAAGUUUCUACAACCACCUUUGUUAAUCUCCAAGGGUAGGGAAUCACACAAUUUCUGUAAUAACAUUGUCAAGUGUAAGAGGACAGUAAACACACAAGAAGUUCACUUUCUUUCUUUUUGACAUAUAAUAAUUGCAAUUGCUGCCUAACCGGCUUCAAUCUCUGGUUUAUUUAGUCAUCUCUAAAACCGCCCAGUUAUCUAAUUAAACCAGAAAAAAAUAGAUCAUAACCAAAAAUCAACAUUGAAUUUGAAAAUUGUAUCUGAGAAGAUUAUAUUAAUUUAUUAAAAUUUUGAAAAGAUAUAUGUCGAAGAAAAUGGAAAAUCCUAUUAAACGGUUAGAAACAGAAGACAAAGAAAAGGAAAGUUUGAAGAAGCUUGAGUUCCAAGUAAGUAAACGUGUGCUAGAGAAACAAACCCAAACCUAUUAGGAGUUGGUUUACGAUACUCUCUCUUUAUAUACAAACACGUAAGGUCACACUUUCUAACAAUACAAAUCAUUCUCUCCACUUUCGUUGCUUCCAAACCCUAUUUUAUCAGUCGCGCGAGAAAGAGAGAGAGAAGGAUGGAGAAGCAUGAGUUCUUAGAACUGUUUGAAGCUGCAACCAAAGCUGCAAAAUCUGCUUCGAGAGGAGACGUUAAGAGUUCUUGUCCUGCGGUCUCUAGGUGCGUCGAAGCCAUAAAGCGUUUGAGAGAAGCUCCCGAGUCUCUUGCUUGCGAGUUGGUUGUCGAUCGCAAAUACACUCAGAUUGGAAAGAGUCACGGCCUUUUCACUGAGCACAAAAACCCUAGAAUCCAAUCCGAGGGAAAGAUUCUUUACUCUCUUUGGCUCAGAUAUCUCUACGCAACGGGGAGGAAACAGAGCUCACGACCUCGUGAUCGGACGGUGGUGAAGAAUAAGAAGAAGCUUGUGGAGGAGAAGAUGGUCUCGACGACGACGGGGGAUUCUAACCGGGACAAAGUGCGUGAGAUUCUUAACAAGUCCUUGUCUAAAGUGGCUGUUGAGAUGAAGGAAGGAGUGGUUUCUUGCGAUUCUUGGAGUGUGGCUGCUUCGGUUGAAUCUGCUAUGUUUGAGAGACUAGGUUCUUUCGAGGGGACUCAAAAAGCAAAGUACAGAUCCAUUCUUUUUAACAUGGGAGAUAGCAGCAACCCAGACUUGAGAAGGAAAGUGAUGUUCGGUGAGAUCAGUGGAGAAAGACUGGUGACGAUGGAGAAAGAAGAGAUGGCUAGCCACAAGAUUCAGUUGCAAGUUCAAAACAUCAAAGAGAAAGCCAGAGCUAGGGAAGAGAAUCGAGUCAAGAGUAUGAUGAUGUUUCAGUCAGACACUAUGAUCAUGACUUGAGCACAAAAUAUAGAUUCUCAGUUUAUUAUUAAAUAUAUAAUAAUUAGUCUCUUAUCUUGGUGGUCUCAAUGUAUAAACAUUUUUGAAUGGUUUAGUUUGUAACUCUGCCUUGUUUCAUUGUAAAAUACAAAUUUAGUUUCUCAGUA